GGGUGGGCGCUUGACAGCGGGGGAGGGGAAGGGAGCAGAGGAAGGGGGAUGGGAAGCGAAGCGGGAGGGGGAGGGGCCUCGGCGAGCCCAGAAAAACGACAACGCGAGAAAAAUUAGUAUUUUUGCACUUCACAAAUUAAUGACCAUGAGCUCGUUUUUGAUAAACUCCAACUACAUCGAGCCCAAGUUCCCUCCCUUCGAGGAGUACGCGCAGCACAGCGGCCCGGGCGGCGGAGACGGCGGCCCGGGCGGGGGUCCCGGCUACCAGCAGCCCCCAGCGCCCGCGGCCCAGCACCUGCCGCCGCAGCAGCCCCAGCUCCCCCACACGGGCGGCGGCCGUGAGCCCCCCGCCUCCUACUACGCGCCGCGGGCCGCCCGCGAGCCCUCCUACCCCGCGGCCGCGCUCUACCCCGCGCACGGUGCGGCCGACGCCGCCUACCCCUACGGCUACCGCGGCGGCGCUAGCCCCGGGCGGCCGCCGCAGUCCGAGCAGCCCCCGGCGCACGCCAAGGGUCCCGCGCACGGCCUGCACGCGACCCAUGUCCUGCCGCCCGGGCGGCAGCCCCCGCCGCCGCCGCCGCCGCCUCCCCCGCAGCAUCGCGCGGCGGCCCCCGCGCCCCCGCGGCGCUGCCAGGCGGCUCCUGCCACCCCGGGCGUCCCCGCAGGGGGCAGCGCCCCCGCGUGCCCGCUGCUCCUGGCCGACAAGAGCCCGGCGGGCCUGAAGGGCAAGGAGCCCGUGGUGUACCCCUGGAUGAAGAAGAUCCAUGUCAGCGCCGUCAACCCCAGUUAUAACGGAGGGGAGCCCAAGCGCUCCCGAACCGCCUACACCCGGCAGCAGGUCUUGGAGCUGGAGAAGGAGUUCCACUUUAACCGCUACCUGACCCGGCGGCGCCGCAUCGAGAUCGCCCACACGCUCUGCUUGUCCGAGCGCCAGGUCAAGAUCUGGUUUCAGAACCGGAGGAUGAAGUGGAAGAAAGAUCAUAAACUGCCCAACACUAAAAUGCGAUCCUCCAACUCAGCCUCAGCCUCAGCAGGCCCGCCAGGGAAACCACAAACUCAGAGCCCGCACCCGCACCCACACCCUCACCCCCAUCAGGGCGCCUCCACACCCAUUCCCUCCUCCAUUUAAUCCUCCAGGGCUCUAGACCAGUUCUUUCCCCCACCUGCUUUUCUCAUCUCUUCUGCCCCCUUCCCCAUCCACCCCUUCCCAUCUGGACCACACCAGACCCCAAACAAUACCCAACUUGGUGAAAAGGAUAAUAAAAAAGAAAGACAUUAUCCCAGUAAGAGUGUGAGCUGGGUUGCCACCCAGGAGAGGACAAUGGCCCAGAUGCUGGCUGGUGGAACAACCUGCUGGCCUGAACAAGGCUGCCAGGUUUGGGUACCUGAGAAGGACCACUUGGCAUCAAAUACUUUUGAGACAGGUACAGUCAGCGGCACAGCCCAUGCCGACUGGGGUCAUGUACAUGUAUAUUCCUGGCGAGCAGAAGAAAACAGACCCUUUUCCUGUCUUCUUACCUCCCCCUCCUUCAUUUUGGCAGCUCAUACAAGCUUGUAUUGAACUGAAUAAAUGAGUAGAUUGUUGUGGACCUCACAAGAUUAUUUAAUUCUCAAAAUGUAUAGACCUCGAUGGUAGAUGUGACCAUGUUAGCUUCCCUUCCUUUCAAUUUAUUUAAAAUAUUGUUGUGGAGAUACUGUUAUCUUAUUCUGAGACACAGUCUUGGGGGAGGGGAAGUGCAUUAUAGACCCAUGUGCAACUGUACAAAUUGUGGUGUGGCUCUGUAGAAAGCCAUGUGCUAAGAAUAAACUCUGUUUAAAAAAAACAUUAAAGUUCUAAGACAUA
Messenger RNA from Sus scrofa (pig), 1843 nucleotides. It is a transcript of the gene HOXA4, whose product is annotated as homeobox A4. Lineage: Eukaryota; Metazoa; Chordata; Mammalia; Artiodactyla; Suidae. Gene Ontology annotation, cellular component: nucleus; nucleoplasm. The record is from RefSeq and is a predicted model, not a curated record. Gene Ontology annotation, molecular function: RNA polymerase II cis-regulatory region sequence-specific DNA binding; DNA-binding transcription factor activity, RNA polymerase II-specific. Gene Ontology annotation, biological process: anterior/posterior pattern specification; positive regulation of transcription by RNA polymerase II; embryonic skeletal system morphogenesis.